UGGGGAGCGUGGGCUCUCUGCCGACAGAAGAACGCGGAAAUAAAAAAGCACUCAAGGAUGGCAGUUCUCUCUCUCUCUCUCCAACUCACUGAACCCCACGAGAAGAAAACCCCUCUCUCUCUCUCUACCAUGGAUCAGCAGGACAUGGAUCUCUACCAGAAUCUGCCAGCCUCCGGCGGGCUUCCGGCGAAGGGCUCUUCUGCGGCGAGUUCCACGUUCGAAGACUUCCUUCCCGGGGGGUUAACGGAAGGUGAGGAUGUCAGCCUAGAAUGGCUAUCCAUCUUUGUAGAGGACUGCCUCUCUAGCACCACAAACUACAACUCUCAACACCUCCCACCUCCCACCACCAUCACUAAUAGCCCUCAACUCCAAACCCCAACAGCCUACUCAAAACCCCCACCACCCCAAACUCCAAAACCCUCCUUCCAUGUCCUUGAGGGCCCAUCCAGGUAUAGAAGCAAGAGAAGAAAGACCACCCCAAGGUCCCGCCCACAUGACCAGAACUACACCCUCCAUGUGAUCCCCUCAGACCCACCCCUCCUUCACCAGACCCACUGGCUUGCAGAUAGUGAGCUCAUCUUUCCCAAAAAGGAGCAAGAGGACAAGCCAUCAGAACCAGCCUUGGUAGGAGGAGUGGAGGGAGAGGAGGAGAAGAUGGGCAAGGAUGGGGCCAUGGUGCAGCCCAGGAGGUGCACCCACUGCCUGUCCCAGAAGACCCCACAAUGGAGGGCAGGGCCUCUGGGCCCCAAAACACUCUGCAAUGCAUGUGGGGUGAGGUUCAAGUCAGGGAGGCUGCUCCCUGAAUAUAGGCCAGCAAAAAGCCCUACUUUUGUGAGCUACAAGCACUCCAAUUCACACAAGAAGGUCAUGGAGAUGAGGAUGGCCAUCCUUUCUUCCCAUUCCAGCUGAGUAGACUUAGCUAGACUUGUGUAGAAAGUUUAGUUUUUUUUUUGAAUGGACAGCAGAAAAUUUAGUUAGAGAGCAGCUUCGAGUUAUCUUGUCGUAUUUCCUUUCACUCUUUGUUAUGGUUGAUUGAUGAUAUAUAAUUUUCAUUUACCAUCUGCA
This is a messenger RNA of Elaeis guineensis (African oil palm), 1065 nucleotides long. Its product is annotated as GATA transcription factor 7. Gene Ontology annotation, biological process: regulation of DNA-templated transcription; cell differentiation. The record is from RefSeq and is a predicted model, not a curated record. Gene Ontology annotation, molecular function: zinc ion binding; sequence-specific DNA binding. Gene Ontology annotation, cellular component: nucleus. NCBI's taxonomy places the organism in Eukaryota, Viridiplantae, Streptophyta, Magnoliopsida, Arecales, Arecaceae.